GCGAAAUGGGGGUACCGCGAUCUGUUUUCUGUUAAGAAAAAGUAUAUUUCGAUAUUUUGGUUGAUAAUGGAAGUUAAUUACUUCUUGAACAAGCACAAGUAUGACAUUGAUAAGUAAUUUGUCUGUACAACCAAUGUUUAACAUCGAAACCAUUAUAUGAAUAAUGAAAAGGUACACAAAAUUUCAGAUGCACGUACCGUGUAAGCCUUCUUGGGAUGUGAGAACUCUUCCAAGCUGAGACUUCAUAUUCCUCUUGUAGUCUAUAAUGAGUAGAGAGUACUUAUUUUGCUACAAAUUUUGUCCUCCUCCAAAAUAAAUUUCCUGUGAACCCCGAUAAGUGUCACUUAAUAUCAUGGCUGAACUGGUAUUUUAUCGCUCACAGUAUAAAUAUGUCAAAGGAGAUGAUUCAGAAAUAUCGCUGGAAGUAGGUGAUAUUCUUGAAGUGAAGAAGCCAUUCCAAUUUACUUUGGAAGGGACAGAAGAAAACCCAGAAGGCUGGAUUUUAGGCAGAAAUCAGAGAACAAAUGAAGUUGGAUAUUUUCCGGGGACCUUUGUUGAAUAUCUGAGGACUGAAUUGUUGGCUCCCCCUACCCCCGUGCCACAAAGACCAGUUCCUCGUCCUGAACCUAUCACUAGAAAUAUUGAAGAGAGUAAUGAUUCAGGAUAUAUUGGGUCCCCAGCUGUUGCUGCUCAUCUUAUAAAGCGUUCAUACAACCAACACAGCCUUACAAAAGUUUACUUUUUAACUCCAGUUCUAUGCAGACACUGCCGUGACUAUAUUUGGGGAACUGGAAAAGUUGGUGUGAAAUGCGAAGAGUGCCUGGGAUGUUUCCACGAUGUGUGUGUGCCCUUCGCCCCUUCCCACCUGUGCCAAAGGAACUCAGGAGAACCACCCCCAAACACCUUGGAUCGCGAAGUACCUCUUAGCCAGUGGACAUCUUCCAAUGUUGUUGAGUGGAUGGCUGCACUCAAUUUGUACAGAUAUGCUGAGCUUUUCAAAUCCAAAGACAUCAAAGGCUCUGACCUUAUGACACUGGAUAGAGAUAAAUUGAUGAGCAUGGGUGUAAAAGAUGAAUUUCAUCAAAAAGCAAUACUUGUGUGUGUGGAUGAUUUGUGUCAAAGGAAUAAUUUAAAUAGAUCUGUGCAUGAAACUAAAACACAGAAUGCAUCCCUUAGAGAAGGUUCUUCUCCAACUAGCAAUAACCAUCAGCUUCUCGAACAAAGUUUUUCCUGUGUUUUGCAAUGUGACAAAUGCCACAAUUACCUUCAUGGUGUGAUACAUCAAGGUGUGGUAUGUCAAGAAUGUGGUUUAAUAUGGCAUCGUACCUGUGCGGCUACUGGUUUGCCUCGUUGUAACACUGAUAAUAUUGAAAAGGCCAAUAGAAAAAAUUUAAUAUCAGCAAUUUUUGGAAAAGAUCUCAGUUGUCAGUUCCUGCCAUCAGUUCAGAGUGCUCCAUUACUAGUCAUCAGGUGCAUCUAUGAAAUUGAAAAUCGUGGGGCUGCAACAAAUAAUAUAGACCUAUAUCGAGUGUAUAGGACAUCAGCACCGAGUGACAUUGUUGCCGAGCUUCGGCAGAAGUUGAGUGAAGAUGUAGAACGCACAAAUUUAGCCAGUUAUGAACUGCAUUGUAUAGCCAGUGCCUUAAAGAAGUAUUUACGGGAGCUACCUAACCCUGUGUUUCCGGUGCAAUUUUAUGACAAAUUUAUAGAAACAGCUAAAAUUCAGAAUAAUGAUCAGUGUGUCCAAGCAUUGGAGCAGCUUGUUCAUCAACUUCCCAUUCAUCAUAAAUCCACCCUUCAAACAUUGAUGGCUCAUUUUUGUCGAGUGUGUCGGCUACAGUAUUCCAGAGGCAUUAAAGAACCUCCCACAAUUCUUAUCCAGAUGCUUUGUCACAUUCUCUUGAGACCACCUUGGGAGCGCAUAGUUCAAAUAGUUUAUAAUACUGAAGCACAUAUCAGAGUUGUUGAACUCUUGCUGCUUAAAGGAAAAUGGGGAGAACCCAUGCCCAUUUUCGAUUCUGCACCAGGUAAAUCCCUCCCACCUCGUCGCAUAUCAAAAAUCAGCCAGCCAUUUCCUGACUCUAUGCUUCAUGGGAAUAUGUCUCCUAAUAGUGGCACUACCAUUCCACAGAGGCCCAAUGAAGGACCAAAGAGUCUUGCAGAUGCAGAGUGGUAUUGGGGAGACAUCACUCGUGAUUCUAAAGAAUUCUCUUCAUAUUACAGAGAAGAAGUGAAUGAAAAAUUGAAAGAUACACCAGAUGGCACAUUUCUUGUUAGAGAUGCUUCCAAUAAAGGAUCUGGAGAAUACACUCUUACUUUAAGGAAAGGGGGCAGCAACAAAUUAAUCAAAAUAUGCCAUCGAAAUGGGAAGUAUGGCUUCACGGAACCUCUCAUGUUCAAUUCUGUUGUGGAAUUGAUUAACUAUUAUCACAAUGUAUCUCUUGCUCAGUACAAUCGCACAUUAGAUGUCAAAUUGCUUCAUCCUGUCUCCAGGUUUCAUCCUACUGGAAUUGAUGAAGAUGAAUCAAUUGAUGUCGAAAAGGUUGGAGAGAAAUUGAUGAAAAUCAAUCAAGAAUAUUUGCAGAAGACUAAAUUGUAUGAUCAGUUCUAUGAGGAUUACAGUAAAACCUUCCAAGAUGUUCAGUUGAAAAAACAAGCACAGGAUGCCUUUGUAGCUACAUUAGCUGUUUUUGAAGAACAAAUUCAUUUACUAGAAGACAAUCUUAAAGGCGCAGCUCCAUGUGAAAUUCAACCGCUAAUGGAAAACUAUGAGCUUCUAAAAUCCCGUCUACAAGCCUUAGAAGAGAGUAAAAAGCAACUUGAUAUGGAAUUGAAGCACCAAGCUGCAUUCCAUAGGUCUCUAGACAGAGAAAUGAACACACUAAAGCCUGAAAUUAUGAGGCUUUACAAACAGAGAGAAGAUUUUCAAGCUAUGCUGUAUGCAAAAGGAGUGAAAAAAGAUAGGGUAUUUAAAUUACUUCAAGAUUCUUGCUCAGAAGCUAGAGAUAUAAUAAGAGAGAGUGCAUUUUUACAAGAUGAUGAAACCCUUCCCCACCACAAUGAAUCCCUUUGGUUUCUGCAAGACAUCACAAGGAACGAAGCUAUACGUCUUCUGACGGGCAAACCAGAUGGCACUUUCCUAAUAAGAAACAGUCGGACUCAAGGGCAAUAUGCACUUUCCAUUGUGGCAGACGGUAAAGUCGGCCAUUGCCUCAUCUACAAAACAGACAAAGGUUAUGGUUUUGCAGAGCCUUACAACGUCCAUCCCAGCCUGAAAAGCCUGGUGCUGCAUUACGCUCAGACGUCUUUAGAAGAGCACAAUGACACUCUAAAGACAACUUUAGCAUAUCCAGUUUUCAGCCUAGACCACUAUGUCACUCAAAGUACGAACUGCUAGUGAAGGGCUGCAAGGGCAUUCUAUUUGCCUUUUUGUUUGUUUUUUUGUACUGCAGGUUGAUGCUUCAAGAUGUGUGUUUGUUGUGUGUUCAUCAAACAGUUAUACUCCAUGGACUAUCUUUUAUAAAUUCCCAUAUAUUUUUUACCACUGUUUCAUUUUUUUCCCCCUAAUAUAUCUUGUAAUGAAACGGUAGUGUUGAUAAAACAAAAGAUGAGUCUGCUGUAUUUUGAAUGUAAUUCCAUUUUGAAAAGGAGCAAUAUACAGAAAACCUUAUUAGUAUGGCUGAUUAUGAAAAACAAACACUAUUUUAAAAAUGCAUUAUAUCCAUUUGGCCAGGAGACAUAUAUAUUCUUUAAUGAGAAAAAAAUUGCAUCUUAAAAAAAAGUGAAUUUUUCAUAUUUUGAAAAUUUUUUGCAUCGUUCUUUCAUUAAAGCAUUUCCAUCAAUGAAAUUUUUUAAAUAAUUUGAAACAUGCUAAAAAAUAUGCAGACCUCUAUAUUUAUCUGCAAGAUUACCUGUCAUCUGUGUAACUCCAACAAAAGGGCAUUAAUUAGAAAGGUUUCAAGUAUAUCCUAGGAUUUGAUUUUAAUUUCAAUAACUUAAGGAAUAAACUUAUAGUACUAUUACUUUUGCAGCUAUUAAUGAUAAAUUCUAUAAACUCGUGCUAAAUAAAAUUUAUAAAAAAUAAUGAAAUUUUAUGUAGCAAGAAAAUUAAUAGUUUUCUUGAUGCAUAAGAAUAUACUAAAACAAAAAGUUGCAAUAUUAGGUUGAAACAAACACAACAGUUUCCUUAAAGUGAAUAAAAAAUGGUUAUUUGAAUCUACUUUUUUUAAUAAAUCCAUUCAUAAUUAUCCAUACAUUAAGGCAUUCUAGCAAAAAGUUUCUUACUAAAAAAAUUCAAAAGAAACAAAUCAACAUUGUAUCUUGAAAACACAAAUGCACAUAAAGGAUAAAUUGAAGCAUUCAGUAUACUUAGUAAAUGUCUGUGUGAUGUCCAGUGUCUUACUAUUCAUCUGAAGUGAAUUCUGGGAUAUUUCACCUCUUUUCUGUCAAUCAGGAAGACAUUCUUACAAUGUUAGAUUGUAGAGCUCGUUUGCCAACAUUCAUCGUUCGAAACUUUCAGUUUACUUUGUAGGGAGAUUGAAACGUUCCAUUCAUUAAGCAGAUAUUUAUUAGUUUUAUAAAUUCCAUUGUUAUGUACAUUAUUUGUAUUAAAUCGAAUUUUAUUUUAUUUCAUUGACUUAUUAGAAUUUUUAUUGAUUUAUAUACAAAAUUUGUUUUUAAAUCUGAGUUUAGUUUUUUGUGUAUAAAUUUAUAGCAAUAAAUUGUUUCAUUUUCCUCAUCGUUUUGUGUAAAAAAAAUAGUAAUUUGUUAUAAAAAUCUGAAAAUAAUAAAUUUUAUAUUAUGUUGAUUGUUUCAUCUGUGUAUUGCAAUUAUGCUAGUCAAUGCUUUGAUUAUCACAAUUUUGAAUAUGUGUUCUUUUUUUUAUAUUAUCAUCGUUAGUGAUUAUUGUAGUUCUUGAAUUGUAUGCAUGAAACUGUUUUUAACUGAUUUGUGUACACCAAGUAUUUGAAUGGGGAAGGAUGUGACAAUAUUGAAGAAAAUUGUUUCUUUGUGUAAUUCAAAUUGUGUUGUAUUAAAGAUAGAUGAAAAAGUGCUUUAAAAACGAGCUCUACAAGAGGAGAUUUGACAAUGAUGUAAUUGUUUAUUCCAUCUUGUCACGUGAUAAACUUUCUGUGAUGUAAUGUAUAUUUCGUCUUAAACGAAGUUUCGUAAAUAUGACACGAAAAAAUCAAUGUUAUUUUAUCAUUGUAGACUAGUGUUCUGUUCAGUAAAUGUUAAUUAAUUGUCUUCAAUUUUUUUUCAUGAAGUUAUGUACAUAUUUUGAAUUAUUGAUGUGCUAGUAAAAAAAUUAAUUGU
Molecule: messenger RNA, 5316 nt
Organism: Argiope bruennichi
Lineage: Eukaryota; Metazoa; Arthropoda; Arachnida; Araneae; Araneidae
Product: phosphatidylinositol 3-kinase regulatory subunit alpha-like
Exons: 22
Coding region: 353-3397 (1014 amino acids)
Biological process (GO): phosphatidylinositol phosphate biosynthetic process; insulin receptor signaling pathway
Cellular component (GO): phosphatidylinositol 3-kinase complex
Molecular function (GO): protein binding; 1-phosphatidylinositol-3-kinase regulator activity
Source: RefSeq, a predicted model, not a curated record